GCCACGCCGGACAUGAUUUGGCCCCAAGGUGGGGGGACUUUAUCCCCCUUGAGGUCCCCCAGAAGGUCUUUCGGCGCCGGAUGAAGCUGUGGUUGACCCCCGUGGGGUGAUGUUGACGUUCCUCACGGCGGUGUCCAACCCCUCCUCCCUCCGGCCAUGCCGAAGGGGCCACCACGGGGAGAGGAGGAGAAGGAGGAGGAGACAUCAAAGCCGGCGCAGAUCCCAGGACAUCGGUUAAUGAAAGACCAAACCAUCGAUCGGUGACGUUCUCCAAGGGUCAACCCGAAAGGGGAAAGGGAUGAAGUUCUCGGUGGUCUUCUUCUCGGUGGCUUUGGUGGCCCUGGUGGGCGCCGGGCAAACGCCGCUGCAGCGAAGGGUCCUCCGCGAAGUGGUGGAGUAUUUCAACGGACGCAACAGCGGGAGCUUCGUCUUCAAGGAGCAAACGGUGGAAGGAGCCGUGGAGAGGGAGGACUCCUCGGGGACGUUUGUGCAGUUGAAGGUCACCCUGGUGCAGACGACCUGCAGGAAGAGGUCACCGCAGCGCCACAACUGCAGAGCUCUGGAGAACCGGAGGAAGCCGUCCUGCCUGGUCUGCUACAAGUUUGACCCCAGCGAUGUCCCCAAAGUGGUGGACAAAUACCACAACUGUGGCCCAAGCCACCACUUGGCCGUCAAGGAGCUGCGGCAGCGCGAUGAGGCCGAGUGCCGCGCGGUGGAGGACGCCGGCAAAGCCUCGGAGUCGCUCUACCUGCCCGGAAUGUUCGCCUUCUCCAAAGGGCUCCCGGCCUAGAAGAGGACCUCCCGGUCACCACCAGCGUCAGGAGAUGGACGCGGCCUCAGGGGACCCAUCCGGCCCCACCGCUUACUGCCCCCCAACUCCACGUCCUCCCGGGAUGGUCCUGGAGAAGCUCCUGGAGAUGAUCCUCUCAGGAUGGUCCUGGAGAAGCUCCUGGAGGUGCUCCUCACGGGAUGGUCCUGGAGGUGCUCCUCAUGGGAUGGUCCUGGAGGUGCUCCUCAUGGGAUGGUCCUGGAGGUGCUCCUCUCAGGACGUUCCUGGAGAUGCUCCUCUCAGGAUGGUCCUGGUGAAGCUCCUGGAGGUUCUCCUCCCAGGAUGGUCCUGGAGGUGCUCCUCACGGGAUGCUCCUGGAGGUGCUCCUCAUGGGAUGCUCCUGGAGGUGCU
This is a messenger RNA of Cuculus canorus (common cuckoo), 1180 nucleotides long. It is a transcript of the gene RARRES2, whose product is annotated as retinoic acid receptor responder 2. The transcript is spliced from 7 exons. Bases 299 to 790 code for a protein of 163 amino acids. Gene Ontology annotation, molecular function: signaling receptor binding. The record is from RefSeq and is a predicted model, not a curated record. NCBI's taxonomy places the organism in Eukaryota, Metazoa, Chordata, Aves, Cuculiformes, Cuculidae. Gene Ontology annotation, biological process: regulation of lipid catabolic process; inflammatory response.